ACACUCACUCCCCUCGCCCAUAUAUACUGGUUUCUGAUCCGGUCACAUCACUGGAGAGGAUACCGGAGAGAAAUCUGCCUUUUGAAAAUCCUACCACACCGCCGUGCAGCCAUGACUUCAGCUGGAGGACUCACAGGACUUUGGAUGUUGGCUUUUCUGACUCUUCAUGGUGCAAAUUUUGGAGAAACCCAAAGACGGCCCCUCAAUGAGAUUGACGUUCCUUUCCCACCCGCCCGUCCCACGGCCCAAAACCUGGCUGCCAUUUGCCAUCAGGGUCAGGGUCGACCCAGGUACCCGGCAGGCUUCUUCCCAAGAUCCGGCAGUAGCCACUACCAACGCCGUGGAAACGCCAUCAACCGUCUGGAGUCGUGGUACCAUUUGUGCUGCAGUGGCCAAGUGGCGCAGCAGAGUCACCAGAUCCUGUGCUGUGCCCAACAAGCUUGGAAACAAACUCUGUCUCAGUUCUGUGUGGAGGAAUAUUCCAUCAAGACAAUGCCAUACGAGUGCUGCAAGGGCAAAGGAGAUGCUCGGUGGACGUGCUUCGACAGCAAGCUGCCAAACCCAAACUACAGCCCAACACCAGGCUACACUGCUCCCAGCGUCCCCGAGGAGCCCGGAUUCACCUACAACAUAAAUACUUGCUAAAGUAAAGAUUAAAAUAAUGUGUUUAAUCCAUUUGGACAAAAAUAAAAAAAGUAUGGAAGAUAAUGCUGAGUUUACACUCUUUUCUGCAGGUUUUUGUUUGAGCUGCUCAGAAGAGCUCUUAAUAGCUAAACUAAAGAUUUCACCUGCUAUUUUAUGACUGAACACACAACUCUUUACAGUUUGGCAGCUUCAAAUAAGAGAAAUAAUAGUGAUUUUGAGACAAAAAUUUUCAGAUUAUUUUCAAUCCAUUCAUGUAAUAAAAAGUUCACACAUGUAAUAAAACACGUGUCCUCUAGGAUUCAUUGUUGCAUGUAAUAGGUGAGUGUGUGACAGAUCCUGAAUGACAAAAUCACAAAUAAACACUUUUAUGUCAAUUAAAGUAAAUGUAAAUGUUGUAUUGGAAUUUGCUCCAGACUACCCCCCCCGCAUUUCUUUUAAAAUCUACACUGCACUUUCUGUUUGGCAUCAAAAUAAAAGUGGGACAUACA
This is a messenger RNA of Hippoglossus stenolepis (Pacific halibut), 1133 nucleotides long. RefSeq names its product extracellular matrix protein 1a (gene ecm1a). The coding region runs from base 112 to 645 and encodes 177 amino acids. Gene Ontology annotation, cellular component: extracellular region. Lineage: Eukaryota; Metazoa; Chordata; Actinopteri; Pleuronectiformes; Pleuronectidae. The record is from RefSeq and is a predicted model, not a curated record. The transcript has 3 exons. Gene Ontology annotation, biological process: signal transduction; regulation of bone mineralization.